AGAGACAAAGUCCGUUAAUUUGCGGAGCCAAACUCUCUCUCUAGAUUAGCUCCUUUGGAUUGUCCUGAGUCAGGCAACUGAAGAACGGACUGAUAACUGAAUGCAGAACUUCGGCCGUGCCGAGGCACUUUCGCUGCAAGUCAAAGGAUGCGAGAAAAGGUACACAGAUAACCGAAGCCUAUAUGUGAAAAGGAUCGCUCCUUCUUUCACCCCACGUUUUCCAUCCUUGCACCCUAUUUUCCAUCUAUAUUUUCAUCUUUGGUCCUAGCAAACAGACAGCCAAAAUGGCCAUCUCAAACAGACAGCUCAUCUACGCCAACACGCCGUCCCCGGCCAUCGACCCCUCCUUGACCAAUGGAACCUUCAAGCUCAACACAACCUCCAUCCCCGACCAGAUCCCCAAUGACAAAGUCCUCGUGCGCGUGCACUACCUCUCCCUCGACCCGGCCAUGCGCCAAUGGCUCACAGCAAAACGCGUCAUGCGCGGCCAGAGCAUCGCACAGGUGAUCGCGGUCGGAAGCGGACUACAAUCCCAAUACAAGGUCGGCGACUGGGUCGUCGCUUACUCCGGGUGGCAAGAGUACUGUCUGCUGGGACCCAAGGAGGCUCAGAAGGUGGUCGUCCCUCCCGGCUGCCAGCCCACCGAUGCCAUGUCGGUGCUCGGAAUGACGGGGUUGACUGCCUACUUUGGCAUGAUCGAGGUCGGACAGCCGAAGCCCGGCGACACCGUCGUAGUGUCUGGUGCGGCCGGCGCGACCGGCAUGGUCGCCGGACAGAUUGCCAAGGUCAAGGGAGCCAAGCGGGUUGUUGGCAUUGCGGGCAGUGCCGACAAGUGCGAGUUCCUGGUCAAGGAGCUUGGAUUCGAUGCGGCGAUCAACUACAAGGAUAAGGAUUGGAAGAAGCAGUUGAAGGAGGCUACGCCCGAGUACAUUGAUGUGUACUUUGACAAUGUCGGAGGAGAAAUUCUCGAUGCUUGUCUCGCGCGGGCCCAGAAAGACUCUCGGUUCGCGAUCUGCGGUGCGAUCAGCCAGUACAACUCGGCCAAGCCGCAGGGGCCUGCGAGCUUCAUGAACGUCAUUUCGCAACGAAUCACAAUGAAGGGUUUCAUCGUGUUCGACUAUGCGAAGAAGUAUGACAUUGCCUUGAAGGAUCUGUCGACAUGGUUGACCCAGGGGAAGAUCAAGCGCAAGGAGCAUAUCAUCCGGGGUGGACUGGAGGCGGCGCCUCAGGGUCUAGUGAGCCUUUACGAGGGUGCCAAUACCGGCAAGAUGAUGGUUGAGGUGGCACCUGUUAGUGAGGCUAUUGGAGCCAAGGCCAAGCUGUAGUUUGUAUACAUAAGUAAUGUAAGCUUGCUACAGGAUAUUCUAAGCGUGCAUUGAUUUCUGUCAUGACUUCAAUGUUAUGAAAGGGCAUGUAAAUAGAACGUGGUAGUGCAUUUUGUAUUGGAACUUUGCGUUGAGAUUUGCAUGGAGAUCAAGGUACACAGAUGACAGCAAC
Molecule: messenger RNA, 1497 nt
Organism: Aspergillus novofumigatus IBT 16806
Lineage: Eukaryota; Fungi; Ascomycota; Eurotiomycetes; Eurotiales; Aspergillaceae
Product: MDR family NADP-dependent oxidoreductase
Exons: 3
Coding region: 285-1325 (346 amino acids)
Molecular function (GO): oxidoreductase activity, acting on the CH-CH group of donors, NAD or NADP as acceptor
Source: RefSeq, a predicted model, not a curated record